This is a messenger RNA of Juglans microcarpa x Juglans regia, 2166 nucleotides long. RefSeq names its product ammonium transporter 1 member 1. NCBI's taxonomy places the organism in Eukaryota, Viridiplantae, Streptophyta, Magnoliopsida, Fagales, Juglandaceae. The record is from RefSeq and is a predicted model, not a curated record. Bases 101 to 1603 code for a protein of 500 amino acids. Gene Ontology annotation, cellular component: membrane. The transcript has a single exon. Gene Ontology annotation, molecular function: ammonium channel activity. Gene Ontology annotation, biological process: ammonium transmembrane transport; ammonium homeostasis.
CCAUGCAUUGCCCACCCUUCUUUCAUCUCGCUCUCCGGCUCUCUCUACCUCUUUCCCUCUCUCUCUCCUCUCUCUCUCUCUCUGUCGUUCUGAGUGAGCCAUGGCGUCGCUGAGCUGCUCAGCUAACCAACUGGCCCAGCUGUUGGGCCCCAACACCACCAAUGCCACGGCCGCCGCAGCCUACCUCUGUGGCCAAAUCUCCACCAUCUCCGACAAGUUCACCGACACGGCUUACGCCGUGGACACCACCUAUCUCCUCUUCUCUGCCUACCUCGUAUUCUCCAUGCAGCUCGGUUUUGCCAUGCUCUGCGCCGGUUCCGUCCGGGCAAAGAAUACCAUGAACAUCAUGCUCACGAACGUACUCGACGCUGCUACGGGCGGGCUCUUCUACUACCUGUUCGGCUUUGCCUUUGCCUUUGGCUCCCCCUCCAACGGCUUCAUCGGCCGCCACUUCUUCGGACUCAAGGAAAUUCCUUCCUCGUCCUUUGACUACAGUAACUUCCUCUACCAGUGGGCCUUCGCUAUCGCAGCUGCAGGUAUCACCAGCGGCUCCAUCGCCGAGCGCACCCAGUUCGUCGCCUACCUCAUCUACUCCUCCUUCCUCACUGGUUUCGUUUACCCCGUCGUAUCCCACUGGAUUUGGUCCCCUGACGGCUGGGCAAGCGCUUUCAACACAGAAAACCUUUUGUUUGGCACUGGCGUCAUUGAUUUCGCUGGCUCCGGGGUUGUCCACUUGGUCGGAGGCAUUGCCGGUCUCUGGGGUGCCCUAAUCGAAGGCCCCAGAAUCGGCCGGUUCGAUCACUCUGGCCGGUCCGUCGCUCUCCGUGGCCACAGCGCCUCCCUCGUCGUCCUCGGUACUUUUCUCCUCUGGUUCGGUUGGUACGGGUUCAACCCCGGCUCCUUCAACAAGAUACUCAGUCCUUACAGUUCCGGGAGCUACUACGGGCAAUGGAGCGCCGUCGGUCGCACCGCCGUGACCACGACCCUGGCCGGUUGCACCGCGGCUCUCACCACUCUCUUCGGCAAGAGAAUCCUAUCGGGACACUGGAACGUGACGGACGUGUGCAACGGAUUACUCGGUGGAUUCGCAGCGAUCACCGCUGGUUGCUCCGUGGUGGAUCCCUGGGCGGCAAUCAUCUGCGGGUUCGUGGCGGCGGUGGUACUGAUCUCCUGCAACAAAUUGGCGGAGAAGGUGAAAUUCGACGACCCGUUGGAGGCGGCACAGCUGCACGGCGGGUGCGGCGCGUGGGGAAUAAUAUUCACGGCGCUAUUCGCGAGGGAGAAGUACGUGAACGAGGUGUACCCGGGCAAACCGGGUAGGCCAUAUGGGUUGUUCAUGGGUGGGGGAGGGAAGCUGCUGGGAGCUCACGUGAUCCAGAUCCUGGUCAUAGUCGGAUGGGUCAGUGCGACGAUGGGUCCCUUGUUUUAUGUGCUGCAUAAGCUGAAGCUUUUGCGGAUAUCGGCAGAGGACGAAAUGGCGGGUAUGGAUAUGACCCGGCAUGGAGGCUUUGCUUACAUUUAUCACGACGACGAUGAUUCGCAGAAGCCUGGGAUUCAGUUGAGAAAAGUCGAACCACGUUCUACUACUCCCACUUCAAUCUAGAAACUUUUUUUUUUUUUUUUUAACCUCUUUACCUUUUUUAAAAAAAUAAAAAUAAAAAAAUUGGGUAGUGGGUAUUUCCUAUUUAUUAUUAUUAUAAAUAUUAUAUAUAUAUUAAAAAAAAAAAAAAAAAGGAGGAGAGGGCUUGGGGAUAUAGGCUUAUAGAUAGGGGGGUGGGUGGAUGGUUGGUCUGGGGGUGAUGGGGGUACAUGUGAAAGAAAAUAAACACGAUAGACAUUUUGAUUGGUUUGUAGGAGAUAAUGAGGACUUGGAGCAGCUGGAUUUCCUUCCUCUGCAUGAUUGCGAUAAUGCUUGUAUUGUAUGAUUUGGUGGUGAACGGUCAAUGGUGUGCUGUAUGAGAAUAGCAUACUAGUGUUGGAUAGGAGCAUUUUGGCAGGAACGUUAGUUGGGUCCCAUGUUAGACAAGCAUUUUUAUUUUUCUUUAUGUAAUGUCUUUUGUACCACUUGUAGAUGGGAACACACCUGCUUUUCCCAAAACGAUGCUUUUUGGCUUGCUUUGUGUUACUAAUCGUAUGAUGUUGAACGUGGAGCAGCAGUGUUUCUCA